AUGGAAAAAAUCAACAGUCUUUCAACACAAUUAGUUAAGUGCUGCUUGUGUGAUUUCUUGAAGGUGAAGAUGCACACUGUGUCCUACAUCCAUUUCUUCUACCUUGGCCUGUGUUUGCUUACCUUAACCAGUUCUGUUGCUGCUGGCCCAGAAACACUCUGUGGUGCUGAGCUGGUUGAUGCUCUUCAGUUCGUGUGUGGAGACAGAGGCUUUUACUUCAGUAAGCCCACUGGGUAUGGAUCCAGCAGUAGGCGCUUACACCACAAGGGAAUAGUGGAUGAAUGCUGCUUCCAGAGCUGUGACCUGAGGAGGCUGGAGAUGUAUUGUGCUCCAAUAAAACCGCCUAAAUCCGCACGGUCUGUACGCGCCCAGCGCCACACCGACAUGCCAAAAGCACAAAAGGAAAUGCAUUUGAAGAACACAAGUAGAGGGAACACAGGAAACAGGAACUACAGAAUGUAAGAACAUGCCAUCCACAAGAAUGAAGAAUGAAUGUGCCAUCUGCAGGAUACUUUGCUGUAAAUAAAUUAUUUCUUAAACAUUGGAAGACUUUAAAAAAACCCUUUGUUUUAAAAAGCUUGAUGCAAUUUCAACCAAUGGGCAUUCUCCCAGCAAACAAUGCAACUAAACAUUCCAAUAUUAAGUCUUUAGAGAACAGAA
Messenger RNA from Ficedula albicollis (Collared flycatcher), 660 nucleotides. RefSeq names its product insulin like growth factor 1 (gene IGF1). The coding region runs from base 1 to 462 and encodes 153 amino acids. The transcript is spliced from 4 exons. The record is from RefSeq and is a predicted model, not a curated record. Lineage: Eukaryota; Metazoa; Chordata; Aves; Passeriformes; Muscicapidae. Gene Ontology annotation, molecular function: hormone activity; growth factor activity. Gene Ontology annotation, cellular component: extracellular region.